Messenger RNA from Dichomitus squalens LYAD-421 SS1, 922 nucleotides. RefSeq lists its product as uncharacterized. The record is from RefSeq and is a predicted model, not a curated record. Gene Ontology annotation, molecular function: hydrolase activity, acting on ester bonds. Bases 21 to 902 code for a protein of 293 amino acids. NCBI's taxonomy places the organism in Eukaryota, Fungi, Basidiomycota, Agaricomycetes, Polyporales, Polyporaceae. The transcript is spliced from 3 exons.
GCCUCACGCUCCCACACACCAUGGGCGAGUCAGUCGUACUGUCCAUAACGGACCAAUGGCGUAGCUUCGAGAAGAUCAAGUAUCUUGUCGUCUUCGGCGACUCCUUCUCCUCAGUAGGAUACACGUCGAAAGACCUUCCUCCUUCUGCAGAUAUGCCUCUUGGAGUGCCAUCGCCAGGAAUCACGUCCUGCGAGGUGGUCAAUGAGGCUACGGGCGAAGUCACGUACGAGCCUAACUGGGUCGGAUACCUAUCACAAAAGGUCAACUCCGAGAGGAACGCCAAGAGGAACGCCGACCCGCUCCUCGUCUACGACUAUGCUGUUCCUGGUGACACGGUCGCACGCAUGAAAUUGUGGCAAGUGGGAAAGGAGUUCAUGCCUACCAUGGGCCAGCAUCCGGAGUGGGCACCAUGGACAUCGUUGGACUCUCUUUUCGUAACCUGGAUUGGUACAAACGACUGCACGUGGAACCUUCGCCUCCAGGUUUCUUCUGCUCAGGCAAGUCUCGUGGACCUAUUCAAGGCUCAAACGAGGCUGUAUAAUGCGGGCGCGCGCAAUUUCUGCCUGAUAGACGUUCCGCCUUGUCACAGGUUCCCGAAAGGCUCGAAGAGCCCUCGCGCCAAAGACGCUUUUGCAGUGUGGAAUUCGAUGCUUUCGGAAUCCGCCAAGAACUUCGGUGCCGCUCAUCCAGAUGCGACUGUCUUCAUCUUCUCCUCAUGGGAGUUGGUCUCCCGUCUCCUGUCAGAUACACCAUCGACCGGUUAUCCCACCGAGAACAUCGACCACACUGCUCUGUUUGUGGAUGGUUUCCAUCCGUCGCAUCAGGUACACGCAAUAUUGGCCAACGAACUUCAUGAAUUUUUCUCGCAUGUAUCCUCUAGUCCCUCACCCAAAGCUAAUUGAUAACAACCACUUCGAAGCAC